CUCCGCGGAUAACUCUUCUCUUGUUUUUCAUUUGUUUAGCAACACCAUAGCAACGGCUGUGGGCAUCAGUGGUACCAAAUACACGGUAGUCGUGCCGUGCUUAUUGCUAUUUUGUAUAACUCUAUUAUCUUUUGUCUUCGCGUGAAUGUAUGCGUAUGUUAUUGUGAGUAACCUUAAAAAUAUCAAAUUCACAAAAUAUUUUCUUUUAGACUCAUUAGUGCAUGAAGUUCUCUAAAAUAUGACAGACGGGGUUGAAAGCAAAUGGCAGUAUGUUGCAAGAGCUGACAAUGCUGUCAUGAUUUUCUCUUACGUUAAAUCAAUACCGAAGAGAACUUGAAUUCCGGACACUUUAAAUGUAAAACUGUAAUUACUGAAUAGCUCAUAAAAAUGCCCAAGUUAUUAGAUGACGGGGUCGUUGAAAACGUAAGAGUUGUCGUACGUAUUCGCCCUUUGAGUGAGAAAGAAACAGAGUCAGGAUACCGCCAGAUUACGAAUGUGGAUUCUGUAAACAACAGUGUGUCAGUUGAAAAUCCUCAAGCAGCUGAUGGGGAACCUCCAAAGAUAUUCACUUUUGAUGCUGUUUUUGAUACAGAUUCAAGACAGUUGGAUGUUUACAAUGAAACUGCCCGACCUAUUGUUGACAAAGUUCUACAAGGAUAUAAUGGAACAAUUUUUGCAUAUGGUCAAACAGGAACUGGUAAAACAUACACAAUGGAGGGCAAUUGUUCAGCUCCUGAACUCAAAGGCAUUAUUCCUAAUUCUUUUGCCCAUAUUUUUGGUCACAUUGCAAAAGCUGAAGAACAGAAAAAAUUUCUUGUCCGAGUUGCUUACAUUGAGAUUUAUAAUGAAGAAAUACGUGACCUAUUAGGAAAAGAUCAGAAUGUUCGUCUAGAAGUGAAGGAACGUCCAGAUAUUGGAGUGUACAUUCGUGAUCUAUCUGGCUAUGUAGUCAAUAACGCAGAUGAUAUGGAGCGAAUUAUGACUUUGGGUAAAAAGAAUAGAAUGGUUGGAGCUACCGCUAUGAAUGCACAGAGUUCUCGAUCACAUGCCAUCUUUACUAUUACUAUUGAAAAUGGUGACAUGGGUGAUGAUGGCAAACAACACAUCAAGAUGGGCAAACUUCAUCUAGUGGAUUUAGCUGGUUCUGAAAGGCAGAGCAAGACUGGAGCUACUGGACAGCGGUUUAAAGAAGCUACAAAAAUCAAUUUAUCACUAUCAGUACUUGGAAAUGUCAUUUCGGCAUUGGUAGAUGGUAAAAGUACACAUAUUCCCUAUAGGAAUUCCAAAUUGACUCGUCUACUUCAAGAUUCUUUGGGUGGUAAUUCCAAGACUGUAAUGGUAGCAAAUGUGGGUCCUGCAGAUUACAAUUACGAUGAAACUAUCAGCACCCUGCGAUAUGCAAGUCGUGCAAAGAACAUUAAAAAUAGAGCUCGUGUUAAUGAAGAUCCAAAAGAUGCACUUCUGCGACAGUUUCAAAUGGAAAUUGAAGAACUCAGGAAGCAACUCGAGGAUGGGACUAGUCCAGGCAGUGGUGCAGAUGAGCCAUACAGUGAUGGUCUCUCGGAUUCUGAAGAUGAAGGCAAGGGAGAUGCUGCAGCUCGCCGAAGAGCUAGACGUAGCAGACAGAUGAUGUCUGCUGAUCAAAUAGAAGACCAUGAAAUCACGGAGGAGCCAGUAGAAAAAGUUGAAGUAGAAAAAGAAGAAGAAAUAGACCCUGAAAAAGCACAACAAAUGGAGCAAGAAAAAGAGAAACAUGAAUAUGAACUUAAGAAAACACAGAAAGAACACGAUAUGUUGCGAGAAAAAUUGCAAAGUCUAGAGAAAAAGAUUCUUAUUGGUGGAGAAAACUUAUUGGAGAAAGCUGAAUUGCAAGAGCAAUUAUUGGAAGCAUCAGCAAGAGAAUUGGAGACACGACGAAGAAAAGAAGAACAGUUAAGGCAACAACUACAACAAAAGGAGGCAGAGCUUGUUGACAUUGAAGAAAGAUACUCCACUCUUCAAGAAGAAGCUACCGGCAAAACAAAGAAACUAAAGAAAGUAUUUGCUAUGCUUCUUGCCGCCAAAGCAGAGCUAGGUGAUUUGCAGCAUGAACAGCAGCGCGAAAUGGAAGGUCUUUUAGAUUCUGUUCGCUCACUGACAAGAGAGUUAAAACUUCAAGAAGCUAUCAUUGAUGCCUUCAUUCCUCGACAAUACCAGGAAAUGUUGGAACAAUAUGUUCACUGGAAUGAGGAUAUUGGAGAAUGGCAACUCAAAUGUGUUGCUUAUACUGGUAACAAUAUGCGUAAACAAUUGUCGCUACAUUCUUCUGGCCAAGGGCAAGAUUAUUUGCAGCCUGAUCUUUCUCAUGUGUACUUAUCUUACUCAAAUGACCGUGUGACCAACUCUGUUCGGCCUGCACGACAGUCUAGUGGACAUAGAGGAAAGUCAGCUCAUUCAUCAAGUGUUCGCCCUGGGUCAUAUCGACAUCAUAGCAAUACUUCAUAACUCUUCUGUUUUGAGUGCUUUGUUCCAUCAUCUAAGAAUUCUGUGAUGCAUGUUUUUACCUUACAAGGACCGAUCCAGACGCAGUGGAAUCCACUGGCAAAUGAAGACUGUUAAUAAUGGACUUGCUUGUUGAAUGUUUGUGUUUGAAGAGUGAACGCACCUGUGAUAGCUGCAGCACAGAGAGACAUGCUUCUGCUUUAGUGUCUUGUGGUAGAUUAACUAAAAAGACGAAUUUGCUAGUCAGGAGAAACUACUGCCUUAUCUUUUCUUCCUAAUUGAUAAUUUAAUUUUCUAGCUAUUUAAAUUAUUUAUUUGAUUUAAUUUCUUAAUCCCUGCUCAUGGUUAACUUCUCAUGCACAUUGUAUUUAUCAUGAAAGUAUUAUUAUUGUUGUCUGUUUUUAUCAUUAAUACUUGUAAGACUGCUUGCUCAUUAAUGUUAACUUAAUAUCUGAAUAGUAAUUUACUCGUUUGAAUUAACAAAUAAGUUUAGUUAUCAAAUAGUAACUCCUUAUUACAUACUUUUUGCCCAAGUACAAUUACCCUUGAAGAUUAUAAAUACAAUCAUGAGUUCACAUGCUAAAAAUUGAAAGUAGUAAUUUUGAAAUAAAUAAAAAACAGCGUAAUUCACACUGAAGACAUUUUGACUUGUACUGUUGCGGUCUUUUUUACUUCUAUCACAUCAACAGCAACAACAACAACAACAAUAAUAAUAAUAAUAAUAAUAAUAAUGUUGAUGAUGAUAAUGAUAAUAUGAAAAUGGUGUCUAACUUAAGAAUACAUAGUAUCUUAUCAUUUUGGAGUAGAGCAAUAAUUUAUAUUUGAAGUUAAUAAUAAUAUGAAAUGCUUGCUGCUGCUGCUGUUGUUGUUGUUGUUAUUAUUAUUAUUACUACAAAGAAAGGGAUGCAAUAGAGUAUCACAAACAUGAUCAUCCCUACAGUACUAGUUGAAACAUUUUUAUAGUGGUGGUGUGUCUUUGUUGUUGUUUUUUGAAACUUUUAGGGUGUAAAGUCCCAAAUAAAGUAUUAUAAUCUUUAGGGGUAAUUGAACAAGUUAUGUAAUAAGAGGAAAUAUGGGUUUAAGUAGAGAACACAGUACACUCUUACUGAAGCGCUUGGAGGGAGAGCCUUCCCUCUAAUAUUUUGAAAAGCACUUUGAAAUAAAGGAACAAAAUUUACCGAACUG
Messenger RNA from Gryllus bimaculatus (two-spotted cricket), 3666 nucleotides. The record is from the annotation of a GenBank genome assembly. Lineage: Eukaryota; Metazoa; Arthropoda; Insecta; Orthoptera; Gryllidae.